This is a messenger RNA of Boeremia exigua, 2073 nucleotides long. RefSeq lists its product as uncharacterized. Lineage: Eukaryota; Fungi; Ascomycota; Dothideomycetes; Pleosporales; Didymellaceae. Gene Ontology annotation, biological process: DNA-templated transcription. The record is from RefSeq and is a predicted model, not a curated record. The transcript has a single exon. Gene Ontology annotation, molecular function: zinc ion binding; DNA binding. Bases 324 to 1868 code for a protein of 514 amino acids.
CAGUCUUUGACGACGGGUUUAAGGGUAAUCAACCUCCCAGCGACCAUAUCGCGGACAAACAGCGCGCUGUCGAAACUCUUGUUGCGCUCACGGCGCAGGUAAAACGUACCGGCGAGCACCCUGGAUCUUACCCCAGGUUCACCCACCCUUGGUUGCAAGUUCCUCCAGACAUUGUUACCCUUUUUAAUAUCAACCUAAGGCCGAGCAGAGAGCGUGCUGUUACCACAACUGAAGAAGUAUUACAACACUUUGUCUCGCUGUACUCGGAGCACUUCCAUCAGCUGUGGCCGCUUCUUCCGCGCCGCAUACUGGAAUCGGGCAACAUGCAUCCUCUUCUCUAUCUUGUAUUGGCGUCUAUUGGUGCCAUGUACAUGGACGGUUCCGCUUCUGAAUGCGGUGCCUUCUUGCACAAUGCGGUACGGCAACGACUCGUCCUUCCAUUGGAGCUGGACGCUGCCGACGAAAGUCUCGUCUGGUUGGCACAGGCUAGGCUGCUAGCCCAAGUUGCCGCGCUAUAUUUCGGCCAGCCUCGGGCUUUUUCGUACGCACAGCACCUCGGCGCUUUGCUCGCCACGCAGGCGCGCAGAAUGGGUCUCUUUACCAAUGCCAGCCAUCAGCUUCUACAAUUGAAGAGGAUGAAGGGUACUGCCACCGAUGCUUCGUGUCUAGACUUGUGGCUGUCAAUUGAGGAGCGACGCCGUCUCGCCUUUGGCAUAUUUCGAGGUGACACCUUCACUAGCGUUUUGCUCAAUUCCAAGCCACUGUUAUCACUGGAAGAGAUUGCUCUCGAAUUUCCAACCUGUAAUUCAGUCUUUAAUGGCGGCGCAGAUCUCGAACCACGGCUCGCGCUCGACAUAAUCGAGCACUACCGGACGCCCAAUCAACAUGUGCGGGCCUCGGAUGCUUUCCAUGUGCUGCUCGAGAGGAAUGAGAUUCUCCCGCCAUUGGAACCGGGUGCCCAUGAGAUUCUAUUAUUCGGAUUACAAUCGCAUGUCUGGCGGUUUUCCUAUGAUCGUCAGCUUCUGAGGCAAUUUCCCGCGGCCGGAGGUGCAGAUGCAGGGCUCGAGGAAAUGCCUUUGUGUGAGACUAUCACCAGCCAAUGGUAUACAGAGAGCGAUCCUUCCGGUCUUCCCUCCAAGAAACGACGAAGAGAUACGUUCAUAUCAGAGGUUGACUCUCUCGACAAUCGAUCAUAUCAAAUGGCCGAUCUCGUCAGCGAGCAGCAACGGCUCUCGGCUGCCCUGACAAAGUGGGAGCGGGCUCUGCCGUUGGCAAAGACCCUUGCGCGCAAUGAGGAGGAUCGGAGCUACCUGCUAAGUAGUCUGAUACUCUAUCAUCUUAGCCUCAUGCGACUCUACGCUCCUGUCGAAGACAUUCACCAGAUUCACUACCGCCUCGCUGAUAAUCAACUGGUGCCUCACGAGCUCGUGGCCAGUGUUCUCACAUGGACGCGAUCUCCUGAAGCGCUCAUAGCCGUAAAGAGGGUUCGUUCUGUCUGGUCUCUCAUCACACAGGAGGCGCGACAAGGUCGGGCAAGGUCACGAUUCAACUUCAACGCAUACGUUGGUCUUCAUCACGGUGCAGCCAUAUUAUGGGCUUAUCACGGAGCUACAAAUUCGGACGAGACAGAUGCACGACGGUCUACAUCAAGCACCAGCGGGUCGCUGCAUCUGCGUCAAGCUGAAAACUCAUCUCCAAUGUCUCCAAUGCACGUUGAUAAGACGGAGGGAACAGGCAUCCGCCACACAUUCGAAGACUUGUUUCACGCAGUGAGCCCUGCACGGUGGUCUUCCUUUGCUGAAGUUGCCCGGACCUUGACUGUUCUUCUGUUCCCAAAAAGUAGUGGCCCUUUGAAUGACGAAAUGUAGUUUUGGUGAACCUAGGUCGCGCCAAUCUACAAUAAGCUAGCGCCGCGGAUGGUGGGACAUUUGGCGUGCGACAGGCACAAUCAGUGUAGGUGAGACCCGGAUUAGUUGGUGAUUGAUCGUCGAGUAUGGAAUCCUCAAUUGCACUUCGCCUGUAGGGCAAGGAAUCACUAUCAGCAAGGCCAUUCGACGCAGCUAGCUGCUGAGU